AUGCAUACCAAGCCCAACCAGACUGACCCUUCACCGAAUCAAAGAAAUUCUAGCAGUCAUUCCGCGGAAGAAAUCGAAGCAGAGAACAACGAUUGCGGAGAAAGCACAGAAGAACACGAGGACAACGGCGAGCCACCAGGACAGCCCGAAUGGAAGGCGCUAUUCUAUUUCACCACAAGGCGGCAUAUCUGGGUCUUACUCGCUGGCAUCACAUUCUCGAUUACCGCAGGCCUCGUGGUACCAGUGCAGGCAUUUCUUCUAGGCAAGGUCUUCAACCUUUUCGUCCAGUUCGGCGCUGGCCAGUUGAGCGGCGAACAACUCGUAAAGCAAGUCUCGAAGUGGUGCAGCUGGCUCGCCGGUCUGGCGUCAGCGAGCUGGUGCUACCAUGCCGGAGAAUACUUCGCGUGGCUCACCUUCGGCGAGCUGCAAGGGAAGAACGCUAGAGAGCGGCUGUUCAGAAAUUUGCUUGAGAAGGACAUAGAGUGGUAUGACAUGCGGAAAAGUGGGGUAGGGGCGCUGUUCCCCCGGCUACAGAUGCAGGUCCAGGAGCUGCAACUUGCAACAUCACAGCCUCUCGGAUACACGUUCCAGAGUUUUGCGACGACCAUCCUCUCACUCGCCAUGGCAAUGUACUUCUCUUGGAAGUUGACACUCGUAAUCCUGGCCACCGUGCCGGUUUGCUGUGUGGUGGUAGCGUACUUGUCCUCGAAAAUGCAGCGGUACGUCGAGAACCAGCACGAAUCGCUAUCAGAAGCUUUGAAAUUCGCGACAACGUCACUUUCCAAUAUCGAGACGGUCAAAUGCUUCAACGGUCAAGACUCCGAGAACUGGAAAUACAUACAGGCCAUUGGGAAGGCCGCGUCGUGGUAUGCUCGCCAAGCGAACGUGAUCGCGCUCGAGAUGGGAUUUAUCAGGCUUGCCACCCUGAGCAUGUUUGUCCAAGGCUUCUGGUACGGAACCAUGCUCGUCGAUCAGGCCAAAAGCAACCCUGCUAAGAUCUUGACGUGCUUCUGGGCUGCACUCAUGGCGACACAGGGCUUCAUGCAGUUCUUGCCCCAGCUCAUUGUUCUUGAGAAGGGCAGGGCAGCCGGGGCUAGGUUGCGCGCGAUCAUCGAACAAGUGCCGAAGGGUGGAGAAGUGGAGAAGGGCAGCCUUCAGCCGGAGCAUUGUGUGGGGAACAUAGAGAUCAGAAACGUAUCGUUCGCGUACCCCGCACGUCCCAAACAGCUUGCGCUGAAGGAGUCGUCGCUAUACUUCAAAGCAAACGAGAUGACAUUCGUGAUUGGUAGAAGUGGCUCAGGAAAGAGCACUGUUGGCCAGCUUCUCAUGCGAUAUUACCAGCCUUCGAGCGGAGAUAUUUUUCUGGACGGAAACGCACUAAAGGCCUACGACGUUCUAUGGCUACGCAAAAAUAUCCUGCUCGUUGAGCAAACCAGCACGCUAUUUAAUGAGACAGUGUUCCGGAACAUCUCCUUUGGCAGAUCAGACUUCCAGGAUGUGACACUGGAAGAGGUGAAAGAAGCCGCUCAAUUUGCGCUACUGCAAGAAGUAGUGAACGACAUGCCGCAGGGUUAUGACACCAUCGUCGGGUCUAAAGGUAGCUCUUUGAGCGGCGGGCAGAGGCAACGUAUGGCAUUGGCCCGCGCUCGGAUCCGAGAUACACCGAUUCUCAUACUGGAUGAGUCAACGAGCGCACUCGACUAUAUUAGCCGGUCCCUGAUCCUUGAAGCCAUCAGGUUCUGGCGGAAAGGGAAAACGACGAUAUGUAUCACGCAUGACAUCUCGCAAAUCUUGGAAGAGGAUUACGUAUAUCUGUUGGAGAAGGGUGAGAUCGUGCAAGAGGGCUUCCGUGAAGCCAUGGAAGCAGCGCAUGGCUCUCCAUUCCAAGGUUUCAUGGAAACCCUAAGGGGAGAAGAAAGUCAAUACAACGUGAAAGCCACAAGCGAGGAUCAAGAACUGCCGAAAACAAGACACUCGUUGUUGUCCGAUUCGUCCUCGGCAUAUACGGACCCAGGUCUGAAGUCAUUGAGCAGCGAGGACUCUUUGGACGCCUUCUUCUCAGAGCCUCCCACACCACAUAUGCGAUACAUGCCAACCUUCGCCAAAGGCGCCGGUGUAGCUACUCAGAGACACUCACAGUACGUACCAAUCGGCCUUGCACCACUUCUCCAGAAGUUACCGCAGGAUAUCAUAUCGCCAAAGCUAUUACCACCCUCGCCAAGCUCAUCUGCGAAGCGGCACAGUCCUACAUCAUCUGAAGACUCAUUCCAAGCGAUCGCGCAUGACAUGCCUGGUGUCGAGGGCGGCGAUCUGCACCAGCUGAUUGCUCGAAGUGGGAGCGUUGCCGUGCAGAAUCGGCUGUCUGGCGUCAGGAUUCGCAGAAAUCACUCGAUAGCUGUCGAAGCGGGCGAAAUAUCGCCAAAGCCGGUUAAUCUCAAGCGCGUGUUCAGGAAACCUCGAGCAGAGAAGACCUUAACCGAAGCGUAUACCAUGAGGCGAAUCCUAGGCACGGUCUGGCCCUCAGUCUCGUGGAAGAUCAAGGCUCUCAUCGUCAUUGGCUUUUUGUGUGCUGCCAUGCACGCAGUGGCCACUCCCGUCUUCUCGUUCUUCUUCACGAAGUUGAUCCAGACUUUCUACGUUGCUACGGGCCGGAAGGAAAAGGCCUUGAGAUACUCUCUGGCCAUCCUUUCCAUUGCCAUUACAGACGCUACGUUGAGCUACUUGAUGAACUUCUUGCUCGAAUACUGCGGACAAGCCUGGAUCAACAGCGUGCGUGCAGAAGCGUUCAGACGGAUACUUGACCAGCCUCGAGAGUACCUGGACCACGCAGACAACAGUGUCUCUCGACUCGCCGAAUGUCUCGAUCGACAUGCCGAAGACAUGCGAAACUUACUUGGUCGCUUUGCUGGCCUGAUCCUCGUGGCUGUCUUGAUGAUGACGACUUCUAUCAUUUGGAGCUUGGCAACCUGCUGGAAGCUGACAAUGGUUGGGCUGGCUAUGGCUCCGGUCCUGUACGCCAUUACAUCUACAUAUGGCCAUGUCAGCGCAAAGUCGGAAGGGCUCUGCAUCACAGCCGCAGAAGCCACCGGCAUGAUCGCUCAGGAGGCCAUCACUAACAUCAGGACGGUACGAUCCCUGACGCUGGAGAAUAUGUUCCUCGAGAAGUACCACGAAUCCACUGCAGCCGCAUUGAAACUCGGCAUACGACGCGCCGCCUUCUCAGGCAUCUUCUUCGGCCUUACCGACGCCGCAAUACUCUUCAUCCAAGCGCUCCUCUUCUACUACGGCGCGGUUCUCGUCUCAUCCCGGCAGUUCACAACCACAGACAUCAUGAUCGUGUUCACGCAGCUGCUGAUGAGUAUGACGAACGUCAACAGCAUCGUAGCCUUCAUCCCGCAGUUGAGCUCCUCCCGCGACACAGCCACGCGUCUCCUGAAGCUCUCUACCCUUCCAAGAACCUCGCACGAGCACCUCGGCAGCACCCAAGUCGCCGCAGUCGGCGACAUCGCCUUCAAUGGCGUAACCUUUUCCUACCCGACCCGUCCUGCCGCAACCGUCCUUUCAGACGUCUCUCUCUCCAUCCCCGCAAACACAUGUGUCGCCAUUGUCGGCGCCUCCGGCUCAGGCAAAUCGACCACCGCAGCGCUGCUGCUGAACCUAUACAGCACGCCGCUCGCGCCCUUCGAAACUCUCCCACGCAUCACGCUGGCAGGGAGAGAUAUCAAGCACCUCCACACCCCAACCCUCCGCUCACUCAUCUCCAUCGUCUCCCAAACCCCCGUCCUCUUCCCCGCCACCGUCGCCGAAAACAUCACCUACGGCCUGCGCUCGUCGAGCCCCUUCCGCUCCCCUCGCUCUAUCCGCGCCGCCGCCGAAGCAGCCGGUAUCGACGAGUUUAUCGCGUCCCUGCCCUCGGGCUACGCCACCGUAAUCGGCGAAGGCGGGCUCGGCCUCUCAGGGGGCCAGGCGCAGCGGGUCGCGAUAGCGCGGGCGCUGGUGCGGAAGCCGGAUGUGCUUGUGCUGGAUGAGGCGACCAGCGCCUUGGAUGUCGUGAGUGCGGAGCUGGUGCGGCAGAGUGUGAAACGCUUGGUUGAGAGGGGCGGGAUGACGGUUGUGAUUAUCACGCAUGCGAGGGAGAUGAUGAGGGUGGCCGAUAGGGUGUUUAUGCUGGAGCAGGGGAGGCUGGUCGAGAAGGGGGCUUUCGAGGAGUUGAGUAGGGGUAAGGGCCCUUUUGCUAGGUUGUUGGCUGCGGGGGAGUGGAGUGGGGAGGGGGAAGUGGGUGGUGGUGGGUAG
Messenger RNA from Coniosporium apollinis CBS 100218, 4293 nucleotides. RefSeq lists its product as uncharacterized. Gene Ontology annotation, biological process: transmembrane transport. The record is from RefSeq and is a predicted model, not a curated record. NCBI's taxonomy places the organism in Eukaryota, Fungi, Ascomycota, Dothideomycetes. The coding region runs from base 1 to 4293 and encodes 1430 amino acids. Gene Ontology annotation, molecular function: ABC-type oligopeptide transporter activity; ATP hydrolysis activity; ATP binding. Gene Ontology annotation, cellular component: membrane. The transcript has 3 exons.